AUGUUUCUCGAUCAUGAUUCAGACGUGACAACAACCGAAAUAGACGGUCGUGCUGAUGAAAGUGAUCAAUCGAGAAGAAAAUUGGUUAAAUUAAGUCGAGAUUUGAAGAAAAAUACCAACGAGAAUUUGCGUAAAGCCAUUAUACCAUUAUUAAAACCGUUCCAGAUCGAAAUCGACAAUUUAACCGAACCACCCAAUCAUAUCACGGAAGAAUCCCUCUUAGAAAUUUAUCAACACUUUAGUGAAUUUCCAGAUCCGGUGCAAGCUCAUCAAUACGCUCAAACUCUACAGAAAUCACUUGAAAAAGUAUCUGAUCUAGCACUGCCAACUUCACUAGACCAACUCGCUGAUGCGAAGAUUUCAGGCUUAUCAAUCAAGCAGUUACGUGAUAAAAUCAAAGAUUUAGAAGAAAAAACAUCGAAUCAUAUCAGAAGCGACGAAGACCAUCAACGCAUCUUCGCUGAUAAAAACCAUCAAUUGACUCGCCGACUAAAAUAUGCACAAAUGGAAAUACAUCAAUCAGCAUUAGAUCAUCGACAUCAAGACAUGUUAGAAAAUACGACAAAUACCUGUUCAUCUGAUCUUGACAUUCUUAAUCAAGAUUUACAACAAACACAUGAAAGAACAUCCAAUGCUGAACGAUUAGUUGAUAAAUUAUGCGAUGAAUUGGAGCAAACACAUUCAACAAAUACUAAUUCUGACGAAUUGAUUUCACAAGAAGAAACAGAACGGAAAUUGCGUGAAAAACUCGAGCUUGAAUUAGUCUCUAAAGAACAUCAAAUAGCUACACUUGUUGUGGAAACACAAAAACUACAAUCAACAUUGAUUAAACUAAAAGAAACAUCAGUUAUUCAGAUUUCUGAUCUUGAAAAUGUUGUAAGUGGCAAAGAGAAAUUAAUUGCACAAUUAGAAAGCAAAUUACAAAGUCAAGCCGAUUAUGAAGAAAUCAAACAAGAAUUGACGAUCUUGAAAUCGGCCGAGCCAUCAACAUCCACACGUCCAAAUGUUGAUCAAAUGGAAACUUUACCUAAAAAAGCUUUAGAAAUUCUGUUAUUAGACAAGAAUCGUUCCUUACAAGCCGAACCAGUAGCGAUGAAAGCGCCGCAAAUUGAUUCUGAAAAUGAGACAAAUCAACAGCAAGCGCAACAUUCAUGUCUUCAAUGUACAUCGUCAUGCUUACAUCGGGCAACUAUGCCAUUCAUAGCUGCAUCCUCUCUUCUUUCAUCGUCAACUUCUUCGUCAUCGAAUUCCUCCUCUUCGCCUUCGUCACCUUCUCAAAUUUAUUUAAAACCUCAUCUACAACCAACAACAACUACGACACUUUGUAAUGGCUCUGAUGAUAUGACACGAUCAUUCAAUGAUUCGACCACAAAAUUUCUUCCACCCGUACCAAACUCGCUUUCCAUUAUUACAGCCAAAGAUAAUAUUCAAUUGUGUAAUUCAACAAACUCGAAAUAUCCAUCCAUGGCUUCAUCAUGUUCAACAAUGGUGACUCCAACAGCGUCACUUCUAUCAGCAGUGACAACGACAACUUCAUUAACUCCGUCCAACCUCUUUCCAGGUCAACAACUUUCAUCCGUCCAAUGUACAAAACUUCAUUGUCCACCAACAUCGUCGUGGAGUCCACCCUUAUCUACCUCAUCAGGCAUUUCAAGCAUUGCAACAACAUCUACAGAUAAUCGAACAGUACUCAAACCACCAAAACCAUCGUCACCAAAACCAUCUGCUGGUUCGACCAUACCAACAAACACGACUACUGUCACAUCAGCUAAUACAAAUUCGCAUGCGAGCAAUCUACUUGAACCACUCGAUACAUCAUAUGUGGCAAAUGUUGUGCGAAAACUUCUAGCACAACACAAUAUUGGCCAACGAAUCUUUGCUCGAUAUAUUUUAAGUUUGUCCCAAGGUACGGUCAGUGAAUUAUUAUCCAAACCAAAGUGUUGGUCAAAACUAACGGAAAAAGGCAAAGAAAGUUAUCGCAAAAUGUGGUGUUGGGCCAAUUCGGAAGAGAGUAUUCUAACAUUGAAAAGUAUUAGUCCACGCAAAGGUAUGAACAAUCGCUCAAAAGAUAACCCAUAUCCGGCUGUCAGCACAAAACAUACUGAUCCAGCGACUCAAAAGAAAAUCGAACAAAUUCUGGCUGAUGCUCAAAAACAACAAAUGGCCGCCGCAGUUGUGGCAGCAGCAAAUAUGGAAUCCAAAACAUUAUUAUCACCAUGUAGUUCUCUGCCUAACGACCCUUCGAAUUCAAUCGAAUCUAAAACGCCGUCAUCAUCGGGUGCUUCAUCUAUUGCUAAUUCGCCUUUGAAUGAGCCAACAGCAUCAGAGCAGCAAUCGUUUUUACUUCCUAUUCCACCACCGUCAUCACUUGCCACAUCUUCGUCGACAUCAACUACCCCGCCAACAUCUCUGUCGAUGCUCUCGGCAUUCGUUCCAUCACUUUUAAUGCGCACAGCAAAUGGUCUCAAAAAUGAUUCAUCUACACUACCGACAGCAGGAAACUUAAUCGAUUGCUCCAUGUCAUCGCCAUUCAGUCUACUAUGUCAUCAGCCAGAUAAUUACCGAAAUUGGUUGAUGUUACAAGAAAUUGUUCGAAAUAAUGAUUUACUUAAACAAUUUCAACCGGCAUUUCCAGUACCGAUUGAAAAUGAUGCAGGAAGUGAUCAAGGUAAUGACGACGAUGACGAUGAUGAUGAUGGAGACGAUGAAAACGAGGAAAAUGAACAUGACGACGAGUUGGACGAUGACAAUCCAACUAGCUCAGAUGAAACUCCACUUGAUUUAAGUAUGAAAUGUGACUCAAAUCAUCACGAGACAGAACCUGUUUCGAUGAGAUUGUCCAAUAACAAACAGCAACCAUCGUCAUCAUCAACGAAACACGUAAAAACCGCAUUGGCGCCAUUACGCGAGCAAGAUACAUCCAAAUACCGUUAUGUCAACACUGCGGAACUAGUGCAAACAGUCAAAGAUAUCCUCAGUCGGUACAGUAUAUCACAACGACAUUUUGGAGAAAAAAUUCUUGGCUUAUCUCAGGGGAGUGUUAGUGAUAUUCUUGCUCGACCAAAACAAUGGGAACUAUUGACACAAAAAGGUCGAGAGCCGUUUCUUCGCAUGCGUAUUUUUCUUGAUGAUCCCAAUGCCAUCAAACAGCUAGUUCAAACUGUUUCAACAACACCAACAACUAACACAAAUUCAAUACUAUUACCAACAUUUUGUCCACCUCUGCCACCAUCGCUAGCAACUUCAUCAUCAGGCUUGCCUACAUCUUCACUUUUGUCAAAUGCAACGCUAAAUGGUUUUCAUUCGAAUAAUCUCUUGACAAGAGAUAAUUCCACUGAUUCGCAAUCGAAUAAUGAUUCGUUAUACAUUGCCACAAACGAAAGUACAUUACUCGUACCCACAUCAACCACAUCAACACCAUUACCAUCAAAUGGCAUCUCAAAUAAUUCUAACAAGUCAAAAUCUCGCUCCAAAAGUGCAAAACCUAACAAUGACAAACCUGCAUCCAAUCAAUCUCGACAGUCAUCGGCAAAUCCAUUGAUGGCACCAUAUGAAUUACCAAAAAUUGUCUUGCCAAGUUCAAUCGACACCGAACAACUGAGUUCACAAGUGCGCGAACUUCUGUUUGCAUAUAGCAUAGGUCAACGCGUAUUUGGUGAAGCAGUGCUUAAUCUUUCUCAAGGAACUGUUAGUGAAAUUCUAUCAAAGCCUCGUCCAUGGCAUUCAUUAAGUGUCAAAGGACGUGAACCAUACAUUCGCAUGUAUACGUGGUACAACGAUACUGGCAAUGUACAGAAACUGCUUGCGUGGAAACGAGAACGUGAUGCUUUGCGACGUUGUCGGCCUCCCGCUCCACCAAAAGUCACAUCUCAAACAGAUAAUGGUGACUCGGAAAGCGGUAAUAAUAACCCGUCGUCACCAGCAAAUCGUCCAAAACGUCGCUACCUAUUUACAGACGAACAACGUCGUGUAUUAAAACAAACCUUUGAAAACGAACCCUAUCCCAGCCAAGCAACACUAGAACAACUCGUUACUGAUUUGUCAUUACCAAUGAAUAAAAUUGCUAACUGGUUUCAUAAUUCUCGUAUGAGAGCGAAAACUAAUAUACGUCCUUCCUCGAGUCCAACAAGUAAAUAUUCAACAUCAUCGUUAUUAAACGAUGAUCUACUACCUGCCCAGAGCGAUGAUGACGAAGACGAUAUUGACGAUAAUAAUAACAAUAACAAUAAUAAUCCAAAUGACGACGACGAUGAUGAUGAUGAAGAUGAUUAUCCAAUCAUACCAACGAUUGUACCAUUAACUAGUUCAUGGCUCAACGGUACGAAUGAUUCGAACAGUUCAUCAAGUCCACUUGGUUUAUCUGCCACAUCAACAAAUACUGUUUCAUUGAUUGAUAAUCAAAAAACUCCUCCGCCUGUUUCAUCGUCCACAAAUUCCAGUAGUAGUAAAAAGCGUAAAUCAGUUCCACAAAAGAUUGUGACCAACAAUAAUAAUCACUUGAACAAGAAAUUUCAACCGAAUUCAACAAGAUUAGAUAUUGACAGUAAUGAUGAAGCAAACCCAACAACGAAUGAAUCGACAACUUUUGUUGAUAUUCUCACCUAA
Messenger RNA from Adineta ricciae, 4605 nucleotides. Lineage: Eukaryota; Metazoa; Rotifera; Eurotatoria; Adinetida; Adinetidae. The record is from the annotation of a GenBank genome assembly.